AUGUCUGCCAUCCCACCCAAAGCAAGGUCGUACGACCUGUCAGUUUUCGAAAGCCUCAUGGAUCUCAUCUCUCUCGAAACCUAUUCAAUUCCACUCCUCGAGUCUCUUCUGACACACUUCCAGAUGGAGAAGCUUCCCAAAGCCAGGUCGUACGCUGCAUUGGAUACCUUGUUCAUAGCUAAGCCGAUGCUUGCAAUUAUGGCCUGCCUCUGCAUUUGUCUCGACAACUGUUACAAGACAAGGUCUCUUCUCCAGACCACCGCCGACAGGGUCCAUGACUGCAUCGAGGGCAUCCUUAGCUGGACGCUACUUCUCGUGGACCACGUCCUCGCCCCAAAGUCCAAGGAUCCUCUCCAAAGGAAAGAGUUGGUCGGGGAAUUUGCUUGUCUGCUCCUGGCUAGGUUACUUCGCAUCGACACUCGGAUUGACCAAGUGGUGACCGAAUCGGAGAAGACAUUCGAGGUCAUCAUCAAAUGCUGGCCAGCUUGCGAUAUACUGACACCCCCUCCUUCGAAUAUCUUCGCUCUCAUUCUAAGAGAACACAUGGACGCAACCCAGGAAAGGUUCGAAAAGGACGCCUUUAUCACCUACCUCCUCUCCGAUGAGAAACGCCUCCCCAGGCUUGCAAAAGGCGUUGUUGCGCACUUGGACAAAGUCCGGGAGAUGUUAGAGGGUGUGAAACCGACUGACGAGACGUUUGGGCCGUUGCAGCGUGCGCUGAAGGUUCUGACCGUCAUAGUGAACCGUCUCAGCCGCAAUCAGUCAGUAUAUCGGGCGCUCCGUCGGGCUGGGUUUCUCCAAUCAUGGGUGAAGCCAACACGCUUCGGAUGUCGUACCAGGCUCAUGCAAGCCCGUGGUCAGGACUCGAAGCAGUCAUCGGGGCUGGAGUCCACGACGUAA
Molecule: messenger RNA, 900 nt
Organism: Coprinopsis cinerea okayama7#130
Lineage: Eukaryota; Fungi; Basidiomycota; Agaricomycetes; Agaricales; Psathyrellaceae
Exons: 3
Coding region: 1-900 (299 amino acids)
Source: RefSeq, a predicted model, not a curated record